CGGCCAGGAGCACGCCUAGUGGACACCCACGGUGAACGCAUUUCGUGGAACCUGGAACACCCAAAAAAGGACUCCGAUGAGCUUGAGGAGUGGCCCAAGUGUCGAUCGGGCGCUGCUUUCCGCGCGUACCGGUCGAACAGGCUCCUCGUGAGUAAAGGCCGCGCGUGCGGGCGCGCGGUCUCAUACGACGCGGAGAUGAUAGCAGGGGGUAUGGGCAUCGCGUUCGCAACCAAGCAGGUAUGCGAGACGAUACAUGUGGUGGCGGACAAUGAGUCCGCGCUCAAAACUCUACUGGACCCCCGUCCGCACGGGCAACAACUAGUGUCAGUGAUCGCAUGCGCCAAUGCGCGUGAAUGGCUGGACAAGGAUGCGUGCCGGCGCAUCGUGUUCCACUGGUGCCCAUCGCACACCGGGAUCGAAUGGAAUGAGGCGGUCGACGCAGAUGCGAAAGCGGCGGCCGAACUGCCUCAGGAGCGCGAGCAGUGCUCAGCGGCGUUCGCGCGCCACAUGCUGGCGGUGCGGCUGAAGUCUGAGUGGCGGGAACAAUACCGCAACUCGCGCCCAUACGCGGGCCACGACUUCCUGAGGUUGCGGGUGUUCGACCCGCCAAAACACACAACCAGCGCUGCACUGGGAGCGCACGGACACUCGCCUGCAGCGAUGUCUCGAUUCUGCCGCGCGGUGCUCAAUCAUGCGCCCAUCGGAUCGUUC
This is a messenger RNA of Epithele typhae, 711 nucleotides long. RefSeq lists its product as uncharacterized. The transcript has 2 exons. Lineage: Eukaryota; Fungi; Basidiomycota; Agaricomycetes; Polyporales; Epitheliaceae. The record is from RefSeq and is a predicted model, not a curated record. The annotation marks the transcript as partial. Gene Ontology annotation, molecular function: nucleic acid binding.